AUGGCCCAAUAUGUUAGACAACGGCUUUUAAGCAAUGCCAAUGGUAGAAUGACGUCCGACUACGAAAGCAGCCCGAAGUUGGGUUUUCCCCCACGGCCGUGGAAGACGUGGGCAACCACGAGCGAACUGCCCGUUUUCAUUACCGAGACCAGUCGCGGCGUACGGUAUCUUUACGUCUCUUCAUCUGAUACGCACUUCGUCGCGUCGACGAAACCCCGCGUUCGCGAGUUCGAGUUCAACGUAUCGGUGGCGCUGGCCGCGCCGGACGGGUUCCGCAAGCCGAUGGUGCUGGUUAACGGGCAGUCCCCGGGCCCGCUGAUCGAGACGAAUGUGGGGGAUACGAUAAGGGUGCGGGUUAACAACCUCAUGCCGAAUAGCAGCAGCACGUCGAUACACUGGCACGGCAUCAACCAGAUCGACACACCGUGGAUGGAUGGCGUGGCGGGCGUGUCGCAAUGCGGGAUUCCGGCCGGUCGGGGGUUUACGUACGAGUUCCAGGUGACCGACCAGAGAGGAACGUUCUGGUGGCAUGCGCAUUCUUCGAUACAGUAUAGCGACGGAGCUUAUGGAGCUAUUAUUAUACGCGAUCCAGGGGAGUUGGUGCCGAAGACGGAUGACGAGAAGCUCUUAUUCGUGUCGGAUGUGUACCAUACUUACGGAUCUGUUAUAUUAACAAGCUAUUUGAACUCUACGUCGAAAUGGGUAGACUGGGAAUCCGGAGUCGAGCCGCUCGCAGACAACGUCCUCUUAAACGGGCAAAACACCUACAACUGCUCCAUCGCCUCAACCACAUACGCACCCUCCGCCGACCAACCCUUUGAGAACAACUGCACGGGCAGACAACUCUACACGACCAAAGUGCGGCGCGGGCGUACCGUGCGCCUACGGCUGAUCAACGCGUCUUCGUUCCUAUCGUACUGGUUCAGCGUCGACAACCACACGAUAUCGAUCGUCGAGCUAGACGGCGUAGAGAUCGAGCCUAUCUCCGCUCGCGGCGUGUACCUGAACCUCGGGCAGCGGGCGUCCGUGAUCCUGACGGCGGACCAGCAGCCCGGGAGCUACUAUGUCCGAGCCUCGCUGCCGAAGACGUGUUUCCUGCCGUACGCGCCGUAUAACAGUUCCGGGCUGGAAGCGGCGGGGUAUGGCGUCAAGGGGGUAAUAUCGUAUGUCGAUGACGACGGGCGGGAGGCACAAGACGACGAUGGUGGUGUAAGUGCGGUGUCGGAGCCUAUUGGGGUCGCGGGGAAUAUAACGAACCCGUACGGUGUCGAGAAUAACGGGCUCAGGGGGGACGUGUGGGAGGGAUGCGAUGAUAUGCCGUUUGAUAUGCCCAAGCCUAUGCGUAGACAACCCGCUGUCAACGUGAGCGAGGCGAAUACACAUUAUCUCGAGUAUGCGUUCCGCCAGGCGCAGGAGGUCAACCGAAUUUUCGUCAACAAGACAUCUUACUUACCCCUACCCGAUAACGCCACAAUAUGGAGAGCUUUGGAUCAACAGUUCACCUCGGACAAGUCGAAUUCAUAUAACAGCUGGGACUUCGGACUAAACCAGCAAGUUCUCCUCGUCCCAGACGCGAACCAGGGUGCGCAAAUCGUCAUCAACUCACUCGACGCGAUGGAGCACCCAUGGCACAUGCACGGACACACCUUCCAAGUCGUCGGCUGGGGCAAAGGCCUCUUCGGCACCGACGCCAGCGCCACGACGUGGAACCUCGCGAACCCGAUGCGCCGGGACACCGUCACCGUGCCGCCCUUCAACCACCUCGUCCUGCGCUUCGCCGCCGACAACCCGGGGCUCUGGGCGCUGCACUGCCACGUAGCGUGGCACGUCGAGGGCGGCAUGUUCCUCACGCUAGCCGAGCGGCCGUCCGAUCUCGUCGCGCUAGUAGAUCGGAUGGAUCCCGAGACGAGACGCCAGAGCCAGAGCUUCUGCGGCGCGUCAGCUACAUAG
Daldinia caldariorum is the source of this 1950-nucleotide messenger RNA. Its product is annotated as putative multicopper oxidase. The record is from RefSeq and is a predicted model, not a curated record. Gene Ontology annotation, molecular function: copper ion binding; oxidoreductase activity. NCBI's taxonomy places the organism in Eukaryota, Fungi, Ascomycota, Sordariomycetes, Xylariales, Hypoxylaceae. The transcript has 8 exons. The coding region runs from base 1 to 1950 and encodes 649 amino acids.